This is a messenger RNA of Triticum turgidum subsp. durum (durum wheat), 621 nucleotides long. The record is from the annotation of a GenBank genome assembly. NCBI's taxonomy places the organism in Eukaryota, Viridiplantae, Streptophyta, Magnoliopsida, Poales, Poaceae.
AUGGCACGGGUGCAGCAGGUUUUGGCGUGCCUGGCGCUGGCCAUGGCCGUGUGCAUGCCCGCCGCGUCCGCGUUCGUGUUCAAGGCCGGGGGCACGGGCCAGUGGCGCGUGCCGGGCAACGGCAACGCGGCCUCCUACAACACGUGGGCCGAGCACACCCGCUUCCGCGUCGGCGACGCGAUAGGCAAGUCCUUCACGUACCAGCCCGGCAGCGACUCGGUGCUCAUCGUCGACAAGAAGGCGUACGACGCCUGCGACACCGGCUCGCCGGUGGACACCUUCUCCGACGGCAACACCGUCUUCACCUUCACCGUCUCCGGGCCUUUCUACUUCAUCAGCGGCAACAAGGACAACUGCAACCGCGGCGAGAAGCUGGUCGUCGUCGUCAUGGGCCCCCGCGCCGCCACCAACGGCACCUCCACGCACGCGGGCGCGCUAGCCCCCUCGCCGGCUGGCGACAACGGCGGCCAGUUCUCGCCGCCGUCCCCGCCGCCUCCCUUCGGCAUGAACAUCUCGCCCACGGGGAACCCCGACCAGCAGAACGCCGCGGCCGGCAAGGCGGCAGGCAUUGCCGGCACGGCCGCGCUCAUCAUCGGGACCAUGCUCUACUCGCUUGUUUGA